Messenger RNA from Trypanosoma cruzi, 2427 nucleotides. RefSeq lists its product as uncharacterized. Lineage: Eukaryota; Euglenozoa; Kinetoplastea; Trypanosomatida; Trypanosomatidae. The record is from RefSeq and is a predicted model, not a curated record. The transcript has a single exon. The coding region runs from base 1 to 2427 and encodes 808 amino acids.
AUGAGCGCUGACGACAACGACAGUCUGUGGCUGCAGAAGAGCAUUCACAUCUCGGACCCGAUCCCAGAGACCGGCGAGAAGGCGCAUCUUCAGAAUGAUGGAAAACAGGAGGAGCCUAAAAGUGCAUCAAAAAAGACGGCAGACCCUGAAAUUGAAUUGACGAGGACACCGUUCAGUAUAAAUUCUUUGCGACCAAUGCAUUGCCCUUCGCAGCGUCUCUCCUGUCGUCUUUCAAUGGCAAACUCGGCCUUUGCUUCUUUCCAGGAGCUUGAUGAGUUACGCGCACGCGUGAGCCAAAUGACGCGCGAGCGUCUCAAGUGGUCGAAUGUCCAGCGUGACCUGGAGAUCGCACGAUUUGAACUGACGCAGGCGCGGGAGGAGCUAAAAACUGUGCGGGAUUACGUGAAAACGAUGAGGGAGGAGUUGGAUGGGGCAAACAGUCGAGCGGAUCGUGAGACGAGAGAGCGGCAAACGCUUGAAACACAAUUAAACGAUGUUAUGGAAAAGCGGAGGGCGGAAACACAAUUUUUAAAGCAAAAGCUUGAUGAUGUGGAGGCAGAACACACCCGGCGUCUUGCGGAGAUGGCUGAGCGGACAGAAUUAGAGUGUAACUCGCGCAGCGAGACCUUGCGGGGUGAUGUGGCCAAACUUUCAGAGGAAAUAGAGGAACUAGAGGCAAGAAGCAUCCAAUUAGAUCGGGAGCGUAUGCAGUUCUACAAGGAAAAUGAGGAAUUGCGUGGACAACUGAAGGGCAUUCAGGAAAAGUACGAUGACUCCAGGCGCGCUGUAGAAGAAUAUUCCAGACGCUGCAUCGAGCUGGAGAAGAUGCAUGCGGAGUUUGUGAAGGAGACUGAAAAAUCACACGCGGAGGUGUUGAACUCUCACAUGACGCUAAGCGAUGAACGCGUACGCCAGAUUACUGAGUCGAAGGAUGAAAUGGUAAAGGACCUUCGAGAUGAAUUGCAGGCACAAAAGGAGAAAUCCCGUGCCCUCAUUGACGAUCUUUCGUCGUUGCGUCAUCGGUGCCAGAUUGCGGAGGAGGAGUUGAAGCAGCAAGGCUUGGAUCACCAAAAGGAAAUUAAACGACUUCUUGAUGAGCAUCGUCUUGCCCUCUGCCAACAACAACUGCAGACGGAAUCGCUUCUGCGUGAGGCGAAGGGGGGCCGGCUAUCGAUGGAGGAAGAGCGCUCCUCUUUGAAGCGUCAACUUACGAGGACGUCCGAAGAACUCUCCACCGUGACCACCAUUCUUGCUCAACGGGAGAAGCACAUCAGUCACUUGGAGAAGGAGCUUGCCACGGCAAAGGACACCGCGUUAAGAAUGGAGCAAGAAAAUAUAUCCCUUUCAAAAGAGGCAGAGGCGGCACAGGAGGCUCUGGCCCACGCCGAAGAACGGGUUCAACGGCUCAUGGAGCAACAAGACACAUCGGAUGCUGAUUACGCAAAGGACUUGCGAGAACUAAAGGAUCAGCUUGCUACCACCCAAGAAGAACUUGUGCGUGUGAGGGGUGAGCUUUCAUCUACCGCGCAAGAGAAAAUGAGGCAUGAGACAGAGUGCAGAGGUGUAAUCUCUGGGCUGCGAACAAAGUUGGAGGAGGCACGAUAUGAUGCAGACGCCAUGCAGCAACUCACCCGUGAAAAGAAGCACUUGGAUGAGAUUGCGGAGGAAUACAGGGGAAAGUAUCUUUCCAUGUGCAAGAAGGUGGAAAAUCUUGAUAUUGAGCUGACGGCCGCGACAAAUCGGUGCACGCUGCUGGAAAAACGUCUGGAUGAGGAGCUACGCCGUUCACUACGAAAUGUCUCCACGUCUCCCACUCCACAAAGACAAAAUGGCGUGGAAAAAAGACUUCGGAGUGCAUCAUCGGUGAAUGUGCCACUAUCCUUGACAACGCACCCGAGAAAGAAGAGCCGAUCAGUCGAACCACGUGUUUUUACCAUCAGUGGAUUUGAUGCAUCGGAGUUGUUGACUGAAAUUAAGCAGCUGCCCCAUGCAACAGUUGCUGAGUGUCGGUCAAACACACCAGUUCCCUCCAAUUUGACGCACCUGAUCACAAAUGGUCAGCUAACUAUCAAAUUACUCACAGCUCUGGUGCGUGGGUGUUGGAUAUUGCCAGAUGUUUACGUGCGUGACUCGGUGCGGGAUCAACGGUGGCUUGAUGAGAGCGCCUAUGGCUUUCGUCACGAGCGUCCUCCGCUCUUCCAAAAACGCAUUGGAUUUACCGAGGGAUUCAUUUCUUCCAGGCAUUACAACACUGCCAAACUCAUUACGGACGAGGGCGGUGCCACUGUGGAGACUGAGUUGCGUGUUGCAGACAUAGUCUUAUGCACUCACGCUGAACAUGGCACUUUAGAAGAAUGCACGCAUGCAAUGACGUGGGACAAAGUCGUGGAACUUAUUUAUCCGGUGAAGAUUGGCGAAACGCAAUAG